This is a messenger RNA of Hymenoscyphus albidus, 1716 nucleotides long. The record is from the annotation of a GenBank genome assembly. NCBI's taxonomy places the organism in Eukaryota, Fungi, Ascomycota, Leotiomycetes, Helotiales, Helotiaceae.
GUUUGAUGUAGCAUUCAGUAUCAGCUUCAGGAUCAGCAUCAGCAUCCGCAUCCGCAUGUCUUGUAAACAGCGGCCACCUCGGAGCGAAUGAACUGACAUUGAAACCUUCAAGUGUAUGCACAGCAAGAACCAACCGAGCGAGAUAGAUAUUCCAGGGUCAUCCACACCCAAUUGAUGCUUCGAGCUAUCGACCCGGCGUUACUCUUAGACUUCCCCUCCCAAGACCAACUGCCGCGCAAUAGCGCAACCAACAACACAAAGUCUUCAGAAGCCAAUGCAUCUCCAGCAGCCGACUGGACAUCCGCCACGACAGGACUGCUUCUACUACCGUCACCACUUGGGUCUCAAGCAUGGCUCCCACCGAUCUCUAUGAGCGUCUCAAGUCCAAGGUUUGGGGGGAGAAGGGUAAGUUCUGCUCUUCCGGCAAGCUGAAUCUGAACCGGAGGAAUCGGCAAUGAAAUUCUUUGUCGUCUGAAAUCAUUGUUAGCCUCGUCCCCACACGCCUUGGGUAGACUGACCAGUGCCAAACUACAGAACCCAUCAAACCCGCCAUGAGCACCAAUGUCACCGUCCUCUUGCUGGUGUGUAACAGCUAGACGCGUUCAAUCGAAUCCAAAAUCUAACACUGAACAGGUCGUCUACACGCUCAUCUACGUACUCCCUUUCUACAUCUCCUCCACCACGCGCCCUUCCCCGAAUCUGUCUCGGGAUGCGCCAUCGGUAAUUCGUGGUCGCAUCACCUCCGUGACCACAUCUUGCAUAAUAUGCUCCAUCUUCACCUUCGUGAUCCUUUGUUCUAUCGUUGAAGAUGGCAACCCAGUUCAGACUCUCCACGGAAUGGGUUGGUAUCCCGUUGGAAUAAUGGAGACCGUCAAGGCAGUUGGCCUGACGGCCAUUCUCUUCCUGGGCCCGUUGUUUGAGGCUAGCGUCGUCCAAGGAGGCUGGAGGGAUUGGAUCAGGCUGCGCGGAUUAUCUACUUUGAGCGGAUGGAUAGGCUAUCGAAACCUCGUUGCUGUACGUCCAGACGAGAUUGUUAUGUUUACCAACUUGAUACUGACGUUUGAUUUCAGGGUCCCAUAACAGAAGAAGUCUUGUUUCGCUCGGCAUCGGUACCCCUCCUUCUCCUUUCCCAAACUUCAAAUACUACUACCAUCUUCCUUACGCCCAUUAUAUUUGGUCUCGCCCAUGUGCACCACUUUUACGAGUUCCGCAUCACUCAUCCCCACACCCCAGUGAUCGCUGCGUGCCUCCGCUCCCUUCUUCAAUUUUUCUAUACUACCCUAUUUGGGAGUUAUGCCACCUUUAUUUACCUGAGAACUGGGAGUCUAUUGGCUGUCACUUUAGUGCAUGCAUUUUGUAAUUGGAUGGGGCUCCCAAGGUUUUGGGGACGGUUGACUCUCGAUAACGAUACAAUAAUCGGACCAGAUAUUGGGGAUAGUAAGCGAAGUGAAGAUGGAGCCAAAGCAGGCGAAGGUAGUCUUGGGCUUAUUUGGACAAUUGUUUACUAUGCUCUCCUUGUCGUCGGGGCUGUUGGUUGGAAAGAAUACCUUUGGCAAUUGACGGAGAGUCCUUCAUACUUGGCUGCUUUUUGAAUGGACUGGUAUUUAUGGUAUUGAUGACGAACAAGAGAAGUAAUAUUUAAAUUGCCUGCGACUGUCUGACGGAAAUAGAUGGAAACAAAAAACAAGAACAUUUUUAUCUUUUCCUGCUUCUCUG